UUCAGGCUCUCUGGUGCGGCCUAAAGUCGUGCGUAGCGUCCAUUACUGCCCCGCCACCAAGAAAAGCAUUGAGCGGAGAUACACUGACCUGACCUCACUCCAAGCUUUUCCCUCCACGGCAAUCUACCCCAUCAAGGAUGAGGAGAAUAACCCAUUGGAGACGGAGUUUGGCUUGUCCACGUACAAAGAUCACCAGACCAUCACCAUGCAGGAGAUGCCUGAGAAGGCUCCUGCCGGCCAGCUGCCCCGCUCGGUGGACAUCAUUCUGGAUGAUGACCUUGUGGACGCGGUGAAGCCUGGCGACAGGGUGCAGGUGAUCGGCAGCUACCGGUGUUUGCCCGGCAAAAAGAAUGGUUACACCUCGGGCACUUUCAGGACCAUCGUGUUGGGGUGUAAUGUGAAGCUGCUCAGUAAGGAAGUGGCCCCCAUGUUCUCCGCAGACGAUGUGGCCCAAAUCAAGAAAUUCAGCAAAUCACGGUCUAAGGACAUCUUUGAGCAGUUGGCCCGGUCCUUGGCCCCCAGUAUCCAUGGCCACCAGUAUAUCAAGCAAGCCAUCCUGUGCCUGCUGCUCGGGGGCACAGAGAAGCUGUUAGACAAUGGCAGUCGCAUUCGUGGGGACAUCAACAUCCUCUUAAUGGGUGACCCCUCUGUGGCUAAGUCCCAGUUGCUGCGUUAUGUACUGUUUAGCGCACCUCGUGCCAUCCCCACCACAGGCCGUGGCUCCACUGGGGUGGGAUUAACUGCUGCAGUCACUACGGACCAGGAGACAGGUGAGCGCAGACUGGAGGCUGGGGCUAUGGUGUUGGGGGACAGAGGAGUUGUCUGUAUUGACGAGUUUGAUAAGAUGUCUGACCUCGACCGUACAGCCAUCCACGAGGUGAUGGAGCAGGGCCGUGUGACCAUCGCCAAGGCCGGCAUCCAUGCCAGGCUCAACGCCAGAUGUAGUGUGCUCGCUGCUGCUAACCCUGUGUACGGCAAGUAUGACCAGUAUAAGACACCGAUGGAGAACAUUGGGCUGCAGGACUCGCUGUUGUCCCGCUUUGAUCUGCUGUUCAUCAUGUUGGACACCAUGGAGCCUGAGCAGGACCGCGCUGUGUCUGAGCACGUGCUGCGUAUGCACCGCUACCGUGGCCCUGGGGAGCAGGACGGUGAUGCCUUGCCCUUGGGGAGUACGGUCGAUGUCCUGACCACCGAGGACCCAGACAGUGUCCAGGACGAGGAGCAGCAACUGCAGAUCUACGAGAAGCACAACAGCCUUCUGCACGGGGCCAAGAGACGCAAGGAGAAGCUGGUCAGCAUGGAGUUCAUGCGCAAGUACAUCCAUGUGGCCCGACUGCUGAAGCCGGUGCUGACCGCCACAGCAGCAGCUCACAUUGCAGAGGAGUAUACCAGGCUGCGGAGCCAAGACCUGGCCGCUGCCCAGGGCGCUCGGACAGCUCCGGUCACAGCCCGCACACUGGAGACACUGAUCCGCCUGUCCACGGCACACGCCAAGGCCCGGAUGAGCAAAGCCAUUGAGCUGCCGGACACGGAGGCCGCAGUGAGGCUCGUCCACUUCGCCUACUUCAAGAAGGUGUUGGAGAGAGAGAAGAAGCGACGGGAGGAGAGGGAGGAGGAGAGGGAGGAGGAGGAGAGGGAGGACGAGGAAGAUGGCCACAAGAGGAGGAAAUCUCACUCCACAGACACUGAGGGCAAGAGGCCACGGCGGGAGUCACAGGAGGGCAUGGAAUCUGAUCCCUAUGACUUCAGUGACACUGAGAGGGACAUGCCUGACGGCCCAGCUCCUGCUCACAAGUCCCCGCACACACAGGAGGGUGAGGACAGUCGGGGCACCGUGACGGCUGAGCUAAGUGAGCAGAGGUUGGGGCAGUUCCGGGCCGCGCUGCUCCAGGCUUUCCAGGCUGCACACACACAGGCCAUUGGGAUGGAGGCAUUAAUGACGGCCAUCAAUGCCGACAGCCAGAGCCCGGCAGCCUUCUCCCAGGCCGAGGUGAGGAGCGCCCUGGCCAAGAUGCAGGAGGACAACCAGAUCAUGGUGUCUGAUCUCAUCAUCUUCCUCAUCUGAGCCACUAAGACACCAGGGCAACGUGUGGGUGAGGGAACGUGGGGGGUAAUAGUGGGGUGGGGGGGGUGGGGGGCUGUGUCUGGGUAAAGCAGAGCAUCACAUCCACACGGAAACAGGUACGGUCUGACGGAGCUUUCCCCCACUCGCUGAGCCGUGUGUGUAAUAAACCCGGCGGCUGGUGUCAUCCUCUCUAUCUUUGCUGAUCGCGUGUAUGAAGCACUUUGUGGAUCUUUUGUGUAUAAAAACUAGUUCCUCCCCUCACUGUGAUAACAAUGUGGUCACUCAACCCAACCGAGGAGUGUGUGGACACUUGUGCACAGUUCGCUGCCACGUUUCGCCCACAAAAUACACACUCACUAUUUUUUCCAGUAUAUUGUUUGGGACGUCUUGAAGACGCGAUAAGAAACUUUUAUCAAAUCAAAAAAUAUCAAAUCUUAGAAAAAGGUUUUUCUAUUUUCACUGUUUUGAUGUGAGACAUCAGACAUUAGAACUCCUCUCGAGGUGUCCCCGACUGCGGAUGUACAGCACAUCCCGUGUGUACCGCACAAACUCUCUCACGACUUUCCUCUUCUACUGCAUACGCUUUGCAAAGCGCAAACUGGUGUUUUACUAAUAAAAGAUUGAAAUUAUAAA
Callorhinchus milii (elephant shark) is the source of this 2698-nucleotide messenger RNA. RefSeq names its product DNA replication licensing factor MCM3-like. The transcript has 14 exons. Gene Ontology annotation, cellular component: nucleus; MCM complex. NCBI's taxonomy places the organism in Eukaryota, Metazoa, Chordata, Chondrichthyes, Chimaeriformes, Callorhinchidae. Gene Ontology annotation, biological process: DNA strand elongation involved in DNA replication; DNA replication; double-strand break repair via break-induced replication. Bases 206 to 2065 code for a protein of 619 amino acids. Gene Ontology annotation, molecular function: ATP binding; single-stranded DNA binding; single-stranded DNA helicase activity. The record is from RefSeq and is a predicted model, not a curated record.